AAGCGAAUGAACAAGUAGUCACGGGCAACAGUGAUUACAAUACGAUAUGGACGGAUGUGCUUACAGUGCCUAAAAUGCAUCUAAUACGCGCCUCUUAAUUUAUAAACUGACCUUUUUGUAUAUUUUUCAUUGUGCCAAAUUUCAGGACACAUGAAGCCACCGACCUAAUACGUUUGUUAUUUUUAGGGUCAUACAAUUAUAGCUUGUGGAAAUCAAAACCCCCUCUUGCUGGCAUUUGGGAAGCUGUAGAAUUACAGAGUUUCUCUCGUUUCUUGUUUUAUGUAAAUGUUGGUUUUUGACACGAAGGAGAUGGAGAGAACAUAUUUUCAAAAUUUAGCAAAAGCUGGAUCCAUCUCUCCCCCUCUCAUUUCUUGCUCUAUUCCUGAAUCCGGAGAACCCUUCUUCAGGAUUCAACAAUGGAUAAGAAAUGUGAGAGGAAAUCACAGGACACAUCAGAAGAAGCAGAAGAAGAGAAUGACGAGGAGGAGGAAGAAGAAGAACAAGAAGAACAAGAAGAUGAGGACAUCGAUGGAUAUACAAACGCAGUCGUCACCAACGAAAGCCAAGACGAAGAAAUUUGUACGUAUUGCGAUGAAGAUGCAGGAAUCGACAAGGAAUUCGAGAGCCCGAAGGAUCCUGUGGAGUACAAGAUGCGGAAGAAACGAGCAUUGCUGAAAUUCAAGACCCUGGUGGAGGAUGCAAUUUGUAAGAAUUACCUCGUAGACAAGCCCAAGAAACUGCUCUCCUGCAGGAAGAGCAAAAGGAAUGCCAAGGAGCAGCAACAGCUGCGGGAGGACAUUUCCCUCUGGGGGGUUCCUCUGCUUCCAAGCAGAGACCACGAAGGCACCGAAAUCGUGCUGCUCAAAUUCCUCAAGGCCAACAACUACAAGGUCCGUUCGGCUUUCUACAUGCUUCGCAAGGUCAUGAAAUGGCGCAAGGAGUACGGAACAGACUCGAUCCUCGACGAGGAUCUCCUGACCCGCGACAACGACGAGCUGAAGGAUGUUGUUCAUACGGGCAGCACAGACAAGCAAGGCCGCCCAUUGUAUUACACGGUGUACGGGGCGUUCAAGGACAAGGCUCUGUGCACCAAAGUUUUGGGCACAGAAGAGAGCCGCGAGAAUUUCCUGAGGCUCAAGGUCCAGAACCUGGAGAAGAGCAUCAAGCAGCUGAGCUUCAAGUCCGGUGGGGUUGAUUCGAUCGUCCAGAUCACUGAUCUGAAGAACUUCCCUGCGCCCAUGAAAGAGCUCAGCUCUAUUAGCAAGAAGAUUGUCACUUUGUUCCAGUCCAACUAUCCGGGAAUCAUCAACAAGAAUAUACUGAUCAAUGUUCCAUUCUGGUACUACACAUCGCGAGUUGUCACCAAGAAGCUGAUGAACCCAAGAGCAAGGAAGAAGUUCAUCCUAGCUAGGCCUUCAAAUGUAACGCAGACCCUUUCGAAGUACAUAUCAAUAGAGCAAGUUCCGGCUCAAUAUGGUGGUCUGAAAAGGGAUAACGAUGUCGAGUUUUCCUCAGAGAACAAAGCGCUGGAGCAUAGGAUCAGAGCAAAUGCAGUCGGCCACGUUAACAUUCCAGUUAAUGAGAGUGGGGUGAUGAUUGUAUGGGAUUACACUAUAGUUGGAUGGGAUGUGAGUUUCAAGGAACAGUUCAUUCCUGACGACGAAGGCUCUUAUACCAUCCUGAUAAGGGCCGGUAAGGUGAAAAGACCCACGGAAAAUGCUAGAAACUCAUACUACAUCAGUGAGCCAGGGAAGAUUGUUAUAACAGUCGAGAGUUCUUCAUAUGCCAGGAAGAAAGUAUACUAUCGAUUCAAAACCAAACCAAUUUCGGCCGAGCAGUUCUUUCUUGGCGCGGAUACUGAAACCACUUCAUGAACUUGAUCCAACAUUCUUUGUACAUCUUCUGGCAACGGAGGAUGAUAGAGAAAUUUGCCAACUCAUACAUUGUCGUCGUAGAAAUACUUACUCCUGACAAACUUACUAUUAUAGAAUGACUGUUAUGUAGUUUGAUGAGUCAAAUUUUGUGGCAGUUCAAAAUACAAUCAUAUACUAUAACUUUGGCCUUUCUGACAAUCAAUAAUUAUAAUCAAAUUUUCAAAUUAUGACAUAUAUAGUCAUAUUUGAAAGUUUGUGUGACAUAUACAGCCAUAAGCAUUCAAAUUGUUAACAAGUUGAUAUGGAUGUCAGUGCCACGUUAGUUUCAAAAUAGCUACGUCAUGUCACCUAUUAGCUACGUCAUAUUUAAAAAUACAUUCAUAUAGUCAAAACUUUGAUAUUAAUGAUAAAUAUAGCUAUUUUUGCAUAAUGACAAGUAUAGUGUUCUAUCCAAAAAGUGUUAAAUACAACAGAAGUUUUAGAAUUGAUGACUGGUUCUUCAAAGUUUGUGGUGGAUUUGGUUACAAUAUGGGAUCUAAGAAGAUGAGAGAUGGUUGGGUUGGAUUGGUUGUUGUCAGAGGGAGUAGUGGAGUCCGAAAUGGAUGUGAUUUCUUUCAUAUGUGGCGACAUCUGGUCACGUUGUCAGAGGGAGUACUGCCUAAAGAUUGACAAUCUUAAGUUAGAUAUAGAAUGCACAACCCCAACAUUAGGCAAAAUUUAUGACCAACCUUGAGCCCUUUCACUGAGAAAAUGAUUGGGAUCAAGUUGACUUUUUAAUUGGAUAUUUUCAAUUUUUCAUUUUAGCUCGGUAAAAAAGAAUUAAUUUUGAUCUAUAGAAUAAUAUAUGUUUCGAUACAUUUCGGCCAAAAAAGUUUGCAAUGAUGUAUAUUAUGCGGCUUGGUGUAUAAUUUGUACCCACAUGGUAUAUUUUUCAUACCAUCUCUAUGUAGAUGUUUUCCGUUCCAAAAUAUAUCAAAUUGUACGUUAUUAUGUGGAUAAUAAUUAAUUCAAUUUUUACUAGAUGGUACCAAGUGAUACUAGGUGGUACCAGGGUGGUAAAGAGUGGUACUGGACUAUUGGUGAUAUAAAUUUUUUUUUUUGGCAAAAUUCACUUCUAUAGCCAUAACUUUGCACUGUGUGACAAAUAUAGCCAGAUUAUGAGAAAUACACAGAAAUAGCCAAAAUUUUGAAAAUGCGUUGACAGUAAUAGUCAUUUCCGUUAUUAAAUGUGACGCCGUCAGCUGGGACGCAGUUAAUUACAUGUUCACGUCGCUGACGUGGCCGAAUUAUGGACUCCACGUCGGCGCUAACAUGAAUGAAUUUGCCACCAAAGCGCCACGUCAUCCGGAGGAGAGAGAAUCGUUUGGGGCAAUUAAAUAUGCCCAACGACUUCUCCUCCAUCUUAUUUUCGAUUUCAUCUUCCUCCUCCCAGAAAAAACCGAAAUCGGCUUCCAUCUUCAUCGCAGCGGCUGUGUCAAUCCGGCGAAGAACCCUCGACGCCGUGGACAACUGUGAUUCCGCAGUCGUCGCAUCGCUUGUUUCCCUACCCAUUCGCCGAUUUCACCAACCCCUGGUUCCCCUCGUCCCUUCCAUAUUUCCGUCGACAGUCCGCAUCUCCCAUCCCUAACGAUGUCACAAAGGGGCAGUCGGGGUGUUCACAAGAAUGGUUGCGAUUCGGGCUCAACCAGAGUCAAGAGUGGGUUUUCUUUCCUAUGCGAACACAAUGUCCCAACUGUGAUUAAUACCUCUGGGACUGAGUUGAAUCCAGGAAGGCAUUUCUAUGGCUGUCGUUAUUGGCUGGUAGGGUCAUUCCAUUGUAAUUGAUGAUUGUAUUUGUUUGUUGUUUUGUUGGCUAAGGAGGGUCGAUGGUUUGCAGGAUGGGAAAGGAUUUAGAUUUUUUUAGGUGGGUGAAUGGCAAUGAGGAUCCAUUAGAGUUAAGGAACCAUGAGAUGGAGAGUAUUAUUAUGAACCUGGAGGAGAGACUAAGGUUGGCCGAAUCCAAUGCUGAGAAGAGGAAGAAGGGAAAAAGUUGGUGACAGAAGAAUUAAGGAAUUGGAUGCAA
Molecule: messenger RNA, 3936 nt
Organism: Linum trigynum
Lineage: Eukaryota; Viridiplantae; Streptophyta; Magnoliopsida; Malpighiales; Linaceae
Source: the annotation of a GenBank genome assembly